AUGUAAUAUAUUGAUCAAGGAAGUGCCAUAUCAACCAAAUAAGUCUCAGGAAGAAGACUGUAAAAAAAGAACUCUCUCUUCUAUUAAGUAAGACUCUCUAUCUCAUAUAGCAAUCUGUUCUAGAAAAUGAAGAAUUUACUCAACGAUAUGAGAAGAACAUUGAUGAAUUAAAAAUCUUCAAAGACGAUCACCAACUUCAAGCAUAUAAAUAACAUUUUUAAAUUCGAAAUGUUAAGUUUUUUGAAUAGCUUGAACAAAUAGUAAAGGUUGAAUCAUCCCUCAAAGAUUUUGCCAAAGGGUAUUAUAAUCUAAAAUAGUAUUAGUUAUGAAAAAUACGGUUUUGUAAUCUCAGAAUCAGGCAUAAUGUACAAAGAGUGGGCUCCUGGAGCUAAGGAAGUAUAUCUCACUGGAGAUUUUAAUAAUUGGGAUAAAACCCAGUAUUCUUUGACUUCAGAUACCUUUGGAAAUUGGGAGAUAUUUCUGCCUAGAAAUGAAGAUGGCACAUAUAUGAUUAAUCAUGGUUCUAGAGUUAAGACCUACAUAAAGAAUGCAAAGGAUGAAUAUGUUUAUAGGAUUCCUGCAUGGAUUCGAAUGACUUGGUAAAAUGAUGAGAAUAAAGUAUUUAUGAAAUCAAUAAUUUUUAUAGAUGUUUGAUGGUGUCUUCUAUAAUCCAGAGAAUAGAUACGAAUUUAAGAAUAAUAGACCUGGGAAAUUAAGGAGUUUGAAAAUAUAUGAAGUACAUAUAGGAAUGGCAGGAGUUGAACCACGAGUUCAUACUUUCAAAGAAUUCACUUAGUAAGUUUUACCAAGAGUGGUUAAAUUAGGAUAUAACGUGAUUUAAAUUAUGGCAAUAUAGGAGCAUGCGUAUUAUGGUAGUUUCGGAUAUCAUGUUACGAAUUUCUUUGCAGUAAGUAGUAGAUUUGGUAGUCCAGACGAUUUGAAAGAAUUGAUUGAUACAGCACAUCAAUAUGGGAUACAUGUAUUAAUGGAUUUAGUACAUAGUCAUGCAUCAAGUAAUGUGUAGGAUGGAAUAAAUGAAUGGGAUGGAACUGAUUAUCAAUAUUUCCAUGCUGGAACAAAGGGUAAUCAUAAUUUAUGGGAUUCUAAAGUGUUUGAUUAUUCUAAAUGGGAAGUUAUGAGAUUCUUCUUGUCAAAUUUAUCAUGGUGGUUAAAUGAAUAUUAAUUUGAUGGUUUUAGAUUUGAUGGAAUUACAUCUAUGUUAUAUAUUCAUCAUGGUAAUGGACAUGGAUUUACUGGAGGUUUACAUGAAUAUUUCAAUGAACAAGUAGACUUAGAUUCUUUGGUUUAUUUAAUGUUAGCAAAUGAUUUAAUUCAUGAAAUUAAUCCAGAUGCAAUAACAAUAGCAGAAGAAGUAUCUGGAUACCCAUCAUUGUGUAGAACAAUAAAGGAAGGAGGAAUAGGAUUCGAUUAUAGAAUGGCUAUGGCAAUUCCAGAUAAAUGGAUUAAAUUAUUGAAGGAAGUUAAGGAUGAUGAUUGGGAUAUGGAAGAUAUUACAAAUACACUUACAAAUAGAAGAUAUUUGGAAAAUUGUAUAUGUUAUGCUGAAUGUCAUGAUUAGGCAUUAGUUGGAGAUAAGACUUUGUCUAUGUGGUUAUUUGAUAAAGAAAUAUAUACUUAGAUGAGUACUCUUACACCUGAAACUCUAGUCACUUUCAGAGGAAUGGCAUUGCAUAAGAUGAUUAGAUUAAUAACCUUUGCUCUUGGUGGUGAAGGAUAUCUCACAUUUAUGGGUAAUGAAUUUGGCCAUCCUGAAUGGAUUGAUUUUCCAAGAGAAGGUAAUGGAUGGUCAUAUCAUCAUGCAACAAGAAGAUGGGAUUUAGCAGAUAAUUAAACUUUAAGAUUUUCUAAAUUAUUAUAAUUUGAUAUUGAAAUGCUUAAUCUAGAAUUAAAAUAUCCAUGGUUACCUGAUGGUUAAUAAUGGGUAACUGAAAAGCAUAAUGAUAUGAAAGUUAUUAUAUUUGAAAGGGGCUCAUUACUUUUUGUAUUUAAUUUUCAUCCUUCACAAGUAACUAAUUAUAUUAUUCAUUUUUAGUCUUAUGAACAUUUUAAAGUAGGAACUAAAUUUAAUGGAGAUCAUUUUAUAGUUUUAGAUACUGAUGAUAUGAGAUUUGGGGGACAUUCAAGAGUAUCACCAUCUUAUAAUAAACCAUUCACUUUGUUUAAAGAAGGAUGGUAAGGAAGACCUAAUCAUAUCCAAAUAUAUUUGCCAAAUAGAUGUGCUAUUGUUUUUAAAUCAGCUGAGUGA
Messenger RNA from Paramecium pentaurelia, 2266 nucleotides. The record is from the annotation of a GenBank genome assembly. NCBI's taxonomy places the organism in Eukaryota, Ciliophora, Oligohymenophorea, Peniculida, Parameciidae.